Messenger RNA from Callithrix jacchus (white-tufted-ear marmoset), 1884 nucleotides. Lineage: Eukaryota; Metazoa; Chordata; Mammalia; Primates; Cebidae. The record is from RefSeq and is a predicted model, not a curated record.
CGCGUGGGUGUCAUUGGCAUGUUGGCCAACAACCUCCUGCCCUACCCAGCUGGAGCCAUCCCCUGGCCACCUGAGGCCUGCAGGGUGGGUGGGAGGACCAGGGAUGGGGACGGAGAUCGGGAGCCUUGGCCUCCGUCGCAGGGUGAGCAAGAGAUGCUUGGCUGGGAGUACGGCUGGUCCUUGGUGCGCUGCCUUUUUUUUCCUGAGGGGAUUCUACUCAGGGAGGCAGAGUCUAGGUGACCUCGUUUCUAGGGGCAGGACAAGAACAGCCAGGACGGGGAUGUGGCCGUUGCCGUCUACCUCCAUCCUGGGGAGCUGACAGGGGCUUCUGGGAAAGGCCUGGGGUACCAGAGCCAGCUAAGGCAGGUCUCCCACCCCUUACCCUGGGGGUCUCCAUGGGAAUGAGAGCCGGGAAUUCAUGGGCACCCAGCUCAGUCGAGGAGGCGGGACCCAGUGCAGCCUGGCCCCUCCCUGCAUCAAGACCUCAAAUACUGGCCCCUGCCCUGGUGCCAGAGCUGCUGCCAGAGAGUCAGCGCAGUCCUGUGUCGGGUGUGCCCCCAGCCUAGACCAGGAUCCCCAUUCCUCCAGGACCCCUGAGCCUUAGGCCGCAGCGCCCACAUCCCAGGCGGCCGCGUCUGUCCCCCUCAGCCCCGCGCUCCCCUCCAUGGGCUGGCCCCGGGCUCUGCUGGCCACGCUCUGGGCGCUGGAAGCCGCCGGGGCCGCGGCGCUGCGCAUCGGAGCCUUCAACAUCCAGAGCUUCGGGGACAGCAAAGUGUCGGAUCCGGAUUGCGGCCGCAUUAUCGCGAAGAUCCUGGCUGGCUAUGAUCUCGCGCUGGUGCAGGAGGUGCGAGACCCGGACCUCAGCGCCGUGUCCGCGCUCAUGGAGCUGAUCAACAGCGUGUCCGAGCACGAGUACAGCUUUGUGAGCAGCCAGCCCCUGGGCCGGGACCAGUACAAGGAGAUGUACCUGUUCGUGUACAGGAAGGACGCGGUGUCGGUCGUGGACACCUACCAGUACCCGGACCCUGAAGACGCAUUCAGCCGCGAGCCCUUCGUCGUCAAGUUCUCGGCCGCUGGUCUAGGUGAGCGGGGCCCCGGCCCCUCCCCUUCCGCCGGCCCCAGCCCUCCCCUCCUCCCGCCCCUGACGGCCCCACCCCUUCCCGCAGCUGCGCGGGAGCUGGUCCUGAUCCCGCUCCACGCGGCGCCCCACCAAGCCGUGGCGGAGAUCGAUGCGCUCUACGACGUGUACCUGGACGUGAUCGACAAGUGGGGCAUGGACGACUUGCUGUUCCUUGGCGACUUCAACGCGGACUGCAGCUACGUGCGGGCGCAGGACUGGGCCGCCAUCCGACUGAGGAGCAGUGAGAUCUUCAAGUGGCUCAUCCCCGACAGCGCCGACACCACAGUGGGCAACUCGGACUGCGCCUACGACCGGAUCGUGGCCUGCGGCGCCCGCCUGCGCCGGAGCCUGAAGCCCCAGUCGGCCACCGUGCACGACUUCCAGAGGGAAUUCCACCUGGACCAAGCUCAGGCUCUCGCCAUAAGUGACCACUUUCCGGUGGAGGUGACCCUCAAGUCACACCGAUGACCUGAGGCCUGGCUGGGAUAUGCCACCUGCAGACGCUGGCCUUGAGGAAUGGCCCCAUAGUGGCCCCUUCAGCAUGGCAGCCACCCCUCAGUGAGGCCCCAAGGCAGGGUCUGUGGGGCAUGGACCAGGGGCCAUGGACACAUGACGGGCUGCUCCGAGCCUCCGUUCCCCAUCUGUGAGAUGAGCUACAUCCACCAACCUCAUGGGGUGUUGUGAGGAGCCCCACAAGGGGUGCCAGGCACACUGCCUCACAGACAUCUGCUCAAUAAACGAGCUGCUCCCAGCUGGGCCCCGCA